AUGGCGAAUCAAAGAAAUUAUGGAAAGAGGCCCUAUCGAGCUGAUGAAUCGGAUGAAAAGAAACAAGGCGAUGAUGAUGAGAACAUAUUCCCUUUCUUCUCGGCCCGAUCUCAAUACGACAUGCGUGCCAUGGUCUCAGCCUUGACUCAAGUCAUCGGAAACCAAAGCAGCUCUCAUGAGAAUAACCAACAUCAACCUGUUCUCUAUAAUCAACAAGAUCCUAACCAACCAAUUCCUCCCACUCAAGAUCAAGGAGUCUUGAGGAAGAGGCACUAUAGAGGGGUAAGACAACGACCAUGGGGAAAGUGGGCAGCUGAAAUUAGGGAUCCGCAAAAGGCAGCACGGGUGUGGCUCGGGACAUUUGAGACUGCGGAAGCUGCAGCGUUAGCUUAUGAUGAAGCAGCUCUUAAGUUCAAAGGAAGCAAAGCCAAACUCAAUUUCCCUGAGAGGGCUCAACUAGCAAGUAACACUAGUACUAUCACCGGUCCACCAAACUAUUACUCUUCUAAUAAUCAAAUAUACUACUCAAAUCCGCAGACGAAUCCCCAAAGCAUACCGUAUUAUAACCAAUACUACUAUAACCAAUACCUUCAUCAAGGCGGAAAUAGUAGUAAUGAUGCACUAAGCUAUAGCUUGGCCGGUGGGGAAACUGGAGGCUCUAUGUAUAAUCAUCAGACGCUGUCAACUACAACAUCUUCCUCAUCUGGUGGAACUUCGAGGCAGCCAGAAGAACAAGAUUACGCAAGAUAUUUGCACUUUGGGGAUUCUUCACCUCCUAAUUCGGGUUUUUGAUGAGAUCCCUAGUAAAUUGGUAACAAGGGAUGUUAGGUCACUUGUUAUGAGGGGAUCAUAUGUUUCUUGAGUGUUUUGUUUUUUCAGUAUAAGU
Capsella rubella is the source of this 886-nucleotide messenger RNA. Its product is annotated as ethylene-responsive transcription factor ERF115. Lineage: Eukaryota; Viridiplantae; Streptophyta; Magnoliopsida; Brassicales; Brassicaceae. The record is from RefSeq and is a predicted model, not a curated record. Gene Ontology annotation, biological process: regulation of DNA-templated transcription; ethylene-activated signaling pathway. The coding region runs from base 1 to 792 and encodes 263 amino acids. Gene Ontology annotation, molecular function: DNA-binding transcription factor activity; DNA binding. The transcript has 2 exons.